GAAGAAGAAGCGGCGGCGGCUUUGACGUCACUGAGUGACAGCUAGCUGUCAGAGUGAGUCGCCCCCACCGCCACCUCCGCCAGCGGUAGCUCCGGUCCCCAGGCAGAGAGCUCGUCAUUUUCUCCAGUUUUGUUCAGUCACACAGACGGAGAGCGGACUCGGCGGCGGUGGAGAGACCCGUCCGACGGAUCAGUCGAGCCAGCUCUCCGCGAACCGGUCCUGGACAUGGACGAGCAGGCUGGGCCCGGCGUCUUUUUUAACGCCAACAACAGCUCCGUACUGCCCGGCGGCGUGAAGGGAGCCCAGCCCGCCGAAGGCGGCCCCGGAGCAGGCGGAGGAGAGGCGGCCAGGGCACAGUACAGCAUCCCGGGGAUCCUGCACUUCCUGCAGCACGAAUGGGCCCGGUUCGAGGUGGAGAGGGCGCAGUGGGACGCGGAGCGGGCCGAGCUGCAGGCUCAGAUCGCCUUCCUGCAGGGGGAGCGGAAGGGCCAGGAGAACCUGAAGAAGGACUUGGUGAGGAGGAUCAAGAUGCUGGAGUACGCCCUGAAGCAGGAACGGGCCAAGUUCCACAAAUUAAAGUAUGGCACAGAGCUCAACCAAGGAGAGAUCAAGCCCCCCAGCUACGACUCGGAUGACGGGAACGAGAAUGAGAAUGAGAAUGAGAACGACACCCAGGGUCCACAGAACAGCCAACUGACCUGGAAGCAAGGACGACAGCUCCUGCGGCAGUGCCCCCAGCUGCGUGCCAAUCCCAUCCCCGACCCAGGGCCGCCGUGUGACCCAAGGGCCGGGGUGAACAAUCCCCUGCUGUUUAUGAAGCUGAGGGCAGCGAGGUGCUGGGGACAGCAGGGGAUGAAUGGGGGAUUGUACUGUGCCGGGCUGGGCAUUCAGCCCCUCUGCGAGCGGGGAGGCUGGUACAGCGCGAGACGGGGCCUUUCUCUCUCUCAGCGCUGGUACAGGGUGAUAUUUCAGCGGGCGCCCUGUCAGUGGCGGCCACAGAGCUGGGAGUCCAGGCAGCUGAGCGCGGUCGGGUACCUACAGGAGGUGGGAUACACAGACACGAUCCUGGAUGUGAAGUCCCAGCGGGUGAAGGCGUUGCUGGGCCUGGCCGGAGACGAGGGGGAGCGAGCGGCCGAGCGCAGCCCGGAAGCCAUGGUGAACGGCAGCGAGCCAGCGCUGAAGGGCGGCGUGGGGACCGGGAAGCCCGACCUGUCAGACUCUGCGUCUGUCCUGGAGGCGUUCAAGUUCAUCGAGAGCGCUGCGGCUGAGUUCAGUGACGAGGACGAGGACGACGACAGCGAGGGGAGGGACAAGACCAUCAUUGACUCCUCUACGAUCGUGCGGAAGAAGGCGCCCUCCUCGCCAUCGUCCUCGGACAUCAGCGACGACCCCGACACCGAGGAAGCGCUGAAGGGCUUCGACUUCCUGACCAGCCCCGACGAACUGGACGGCUCGCCGGAGUCCAGGAGCGCCGGAGAUGGGACCGACUGGGAGAAGGAAGAACAGUGUCCCAUGUCAGAGGCCUGGGAUGUGGACCAGGGCCUGAUAACCAAACUCAAGGAGCAGUACAGAAAAGAGCGCAAGGGCAAGAAGGGGGUGAAGAGUAAGUCCAGCAGGGCGGCGCCCCUCCCUGUUUCCUCUGAUGGUCUAUAUCCAGGAUUCUUUCCCAUCUUUCCAUUUCUUCCUCUACCCACCCGUCACUGUUCAGUUCAGCCCCUAUAUUCUUCCAUCAGGCACCUUUUCCCCCAUUAUCUGUCCAGCUUGUUCCACUGCCACCUGCUCUGGAAGUCACACCACCAUCUGCAACUUUUCCUCUUCCUGUUUAUACCUUUAUUUAUGUUCCUUCCUUCCUUCCUUUCUUGCCACCCCUCCCCCCCAACUGAGAUGAGCCCUUUGCGCUCUGCAGGGGGCAUGGCCACCCCCCCCGCCCCCGCUGGCCCUGGCAUUGAGACGGUAACUGAGCCACACACUGCGCUUAUGGGCUCCUUCACAGCACCAUUCAAGCUGCUUGCCCACUUGGGUCCCUCGUGUGCUGCCUCUCACUGGAACAUCGGCAAUAAUAAAGACGCCCUGAGGAAGACGUGGAACCCCAAGUUCACGCUGCGCAGCCACUUCGACGCCAUCCGCGGCCUGGCCUUCCACCCGGCCGAGCCCGUGCUCGUCACUGCCUCGGAGGACCACACUCUCAAGAUGUGGAACCUGCAGAAGACCGCCCCAGCCAAGAAGAGCACGGCUUUGGAUGUGGAGCCUAUUUAUACCUUCAGGGCACACCGAGGCUCAGUGCUGUGCGUGGUGAUGAGUACCUCGGGGGACCAGUGCUUCAGCGGGGGUGUGGACGGCACCAUCCAGAGCUGGAACACCCCCAACCCCAACAUCGAUCCCUACGACUCCUACGAGCCCAACGUCCUGCGGGGGGCGCUGUGUGGCCACACGGACGCCGUCUGGGGCCUGGUGUACAGCUCAGCUCAUCAGCGCCUGCUGUCCUGCUCGGCCGAUGGCACAGUGCGGCUGUGGGACGCCGGUGACACCUCGCCCGCUCUGGCCGUCUUCAAUGAGAAUGGGGAGCUUGGCAUCCCCUCCUCAGUGGACCUUGUAUGCAGCGAGCCCGCCUACAUGGUGACCUCAUUCAACAGCGGCCGCACGGGGCUCUUCAACAUGGAGACGCGGCAGCUGGUUCUCAGCCUGGAGUCUGUCGGGGAGCCAGGCACUCCCAGUCAGAUUAACAAAGUGCUGAGUCACCCCACCCUCCCCAUCUCCAUCACAGCCCAGGAGGAUCGGCACAUAAAGUUCUUCGACAACAACACAGGAAAACUGAUCCAUUCCAUGGUCGCCCACCUUGACGCGGUCACUAGCUUGGCUGUGGACCCCAACGGGCUGUACCUGAUGUCUGGCAGCCAUGACUGCUCCAUCCGCCUGUGGAACCUGGAGAGCAAGACAUGCAUCCAAGAGUUCACUGCCCACCGCAAGAAGUUCGAGGAGUCGAUCCACGACGUGGCGUUCCACCCGACCAAGUGCUACAUCGCUAGUGCCGGAGCCGACGCCCUGGCCAAAGUCUUCGUAUGACACGUCGACCCACCCGCCCUACCGCCCCGCGGACUCAUGGAGGCAGCAGUGAGGCAUGCUUUAGUUGGGGUCACCCCCCCUGCCCCCGUUGUAAUCCCUACCUGUAGGUUCUCCUCCACCCUUGCCCCAUCCGAUAACACCAGUGGGGUUAGCGGUGGGGGCGGGAGGGGGGGUCUGCCAGUUAGCCCCUGUGUCGGAGCAUGAUAACAGUGGGGGACCCCAAAGCGGGAAGGAUGUUCCAGUGUGGCUCUCC
This is a messenger RNA of Paramormyrops kingsleyae, 3316 nucleotides long. The record is from RefSeq and is a predicted model, not a curated record. Lineage: Eukaryota; Metazoa; Chordata; Actinopteri; Osteoglossiformes; Mormyridae.